Molecule: messenger RNA, 3965 nt
Organism: Chara braunii
Lineage: Eukaryota; Viridiplantae; Streptophyta; Charophyceae; Charales; Characeae
Source: the annotation of a GenBank genome assembly
CUUGAUCUGUUCUACCCCUGUGCCCACCCUUUUCACUGUUCUGUGACCUUUCGGACCGGCCAGCCUUCACCAGCAGUUUUCUGAUGCCAACAGGGCAAGCCACCGAACAGCAGCCACGACGCAGCAAACGGAUCGCUGAUCUCCAACAGCAACCUGCAGUUCGAUAGCAGCCACAAACCAGCACACAGAUGGCGACCACGCCUAACAACGGAACAUCGUCUGAGACUUUGACAUCCAGUAAUGCCGAACCCUUGCCGGUCUGUCCUGUUCAAGGGCCGAACGAGUCCAUCACGGACUACAUUCAGAGAGUGAAGACCUAUACGGGCUCACUAACCCUUGCCAGGGAACGGCAAGAUGCUGCUGAAGCAGAAAAACAGAGGCUGGCAGCGGAAGCUGCAGCCCAAGCCCAGCGACAAGCUGAGGCUGAGCAGUUGGCAACCGACAAGCUCAACGCCGACAGUGCCGACCUUCUGAUCUCUCAACACGAUCAGUGGGCAGCUGUGCUCAACGGGAUGCGUUAUGUCCCCGUAGCAGGCGCUGAUCCGAUGGCAGUACAGCAAGAGAGACAAAACCUGGCAGACAUUCUACUAUGCACAAUGCGCGCACUUAUCUGGAACAGCACCAUGGGUGCCCUUCAUUCCAGGUCUACACGGCAGCUGCAGCACGAUCUUAACCAUAACGUGAAGACGCUUGCAGCAGCCAUCAAGAUCGCAGACUCCCAGCUGCAACAGAUGGACACCCACAUUGCUGCUCUGGAGGCAAAGCCUUCCCAAGCAGUGCCAGGCGAGCGCAUCGACCCUGUCGUCAAUCUAAUCGGCGAACUAGGUGAUUUCACUAGUCUGGCCACGAUCAGCAGCACAGUGGCCGCCAUCAAGACGGACGUCACCAAACUGCAGACAAGACCGGACGCCGCUACAAGGACAUACAAGAUGCCGCACUUCAACAUCAGCAAGUUUGAUGACUACAACAAGACGAACGCCUUGACAUGGCGGCAAAGUUUCUUCACGGAAGCAUACUGCUGCAUUGUCCUGGCUGAAGAUAUGAUGAGGGCGCUCUACCUCCAACUGAUUGGAGGAGCACAGGCAUGGAUGAACCAUCUUGCGGCCACCAAGAAAUGCACCAUUGCCGAACUCCACAUGCACAUUCCGUGGAAGGAGUUCGAGCAACUGUGGUUCACUCGAUUCAUGGUCCGCAACGUUGUAAAGGCGGCCAUGAACGAGGUCUACACCAGCUCACAAGGAAGCAUGCCAACUCGAGACAGGACGAUCAAGUGGCAGAAGAUAGUGACCACGCCAGGUUUCGAUUUGAGUUUUCCAAACCAACGAUCCGAGUUCUUCUCGCGAUCGUGCGCAGGACUGCGAACGACACUCAGCAACGAGUACGAUUACGCCUCAUUCCAUGCUAUUCUGGAUCGUGUGAACCUGGUCAUCCAAACGGAUGACAAGGCCGCUAACGAACGGCAGUCCCAGACGCACUAUGUGGCUAAGCAAGGCUAUCAACGACCGGCACAUAACAAUGUCGUGAUUUAUGAUGAAUCAGUCGAUCUCCAUGCAACAACAGCAUCCUCGAGUGAUGGAGGAACUGUCGCAGCGCUCCCGCCGAAGCGUCCCAAGAGAGUUCGGAAGAACAAGGCGACACAAGCGACGACAACGACGGGAACUGGGCAGCAACCAUGGACGGCAUACAACACAACCAAGGAGGAGGUGCAGGAGUUCUUAUCAGGAUAUGGUGUAGUAGCCAACUACACCACGACCGCACACCCCCAGGCAAAUGCUCCAGUGGAAAGAGUACAUAGUACCAUCACGAACCUCCUAGCUAAGUGGACCAAAGGUAGGCCCAAUCAAUGGCCAAGGUACCUAAGGGCGGCAUUCUUCGUCGAGAACAUUACAGUGAGGAGAUCCACCAAAUACGCGCCGGCUACGCUGUGGUAUGGAAGGCACGCCACCUUCCCAAUCGAGAGCUUUCUUAAGACUUGGAGGCGCCAGGAUCUGGAAGUCAACUUGUCUUUUGAAGAGUUGCUCGAUAUUCGAGCGCGGCAAGUGGGGGCGAUAGAGAACAGGAUCCAGGAGGCGUCCAAUCAAGUGGAGAGAAGCCGUAUGGAUGAUAAGGCUCGCUGGGACCAGUCUGCACGAGUGAGGAAAGUACCCUUGGCAGUUGGGGACGUCGUGCUCCUGUACUAUUCAUCAUUAGAGAAGCAAUGGUCUAGGAAGCUCGACAAGAGGUGGUUAGGUCCCUACCGGAUCGUGCGGUGUGGAGAUUUUGGAGCAUACCAGAUCGAAGAGUUGAAUGGGACUAAAUGGAAGGACUGGGUAUCUGGAACGCGGCUGAAGAAAUUUGUGGCGAGAGAAGAGAGGAGUCGGAGGCAGAGGGACCCUGAGCCCAGUGAGGCGAGGCCAUCUCGAGGAGGUCGGAAGGCCCUAGCUAGGAGGGAAGAGGAGCCGUCGCCUGAGGUUGAGGAGCGAGGGGCCUAUCCUGAGUGUGGACUCGGACCGGUGGAGUUCCAUCGUUUUACCGAGGGUGGGCUGAGGAGGUCGCCAGUGCGCACACGGGAGGAGACGCUAGCAUCUGAGGGGCCACUGAGAGAGUUGGAGGCGCACUUGGAUGUCUCUCGGUGGGGAGCGUCGCCUCGCAGCGUGGAGUGUGGAGGACAGGCAGAGGAGAUGCCACGAGAGGAGAUGCCACGAGAGGAGAUACCACGAGAGGAGGUGCCACGAGAGGAGGUGCCACGAGAGGAGGCCCGAGACACCCAGAGGGAGAGGAGACUGGGCGAUGAGGGGAGACGUGCAGGGAAGGAAGUGAUAGAGCAAAGGGGAGAGGGGCUUCCUUCGCCAACAAGAGCCGGAUUCGGGGUAGCAAGGAAAGUAGAAGAGAGACUGGAUCGCAAGAUCAAGCUCCUGACAAAGACCAGUUUUGAUCGGUAUCUGAUGCUGAAAAGCGAUCUGGCAGGAAAGAAGAUGAAGGAAGAAGGCCAUGGAGUACGCCUGGAGACUAUGGGGGUGGAAAUCGAGGAGCUCAGGGCAUUGGUGGCCAGUCAGGCAAUGAUCAUCGCGGACUUGAGACAACAACUUCAGGGAAGGACGGACAGGCCGGAGAGCAGCCGACAGGGAGAGAAGAGGCAGCCGGGACCUGAGUUGUUGGGACAGCUACCUGCGGUGGAACCUCGCCAGGAGCCACCCAUGGGGAGGGUCAUCCUGGAGCCUGAGGAGGCUAAGGCCAAGAGGGAAGCGGAGAGAGAGGCCUUCGAGUUCAGGGCUCCUACUGAGCUCGCGACGCUGCCUACGGUAACGACGAAGCUCGUCAUGCCAUCGGCAGUUGAGGAGGGGCAUCCACCAUCCAGCAAUGAGCCAGCUCAGGGCUCAGUAGAGGGAUCCUUGGAUGUAGUCCUUGAGGCGGUGGGCACGAUGCAGGAGGAGGCGAGUCUGUUUUCGCCUGAGCAGAGGACGGAGGAACUGCUUGAGGGAGAGAUGGGGGUUGAGAUAGAGGACGUCGCUGAGGGCAGGCCCCAGAGGUUGGAUACGCCUGAGUAUGGGCCUGAGGGGAUUGGGAUUCGACCAGGGCCGAGUACCCAGGAGUUGGGGGCUGAACCCAGGGAGUCCGUGGACGCGCCUCAGAGUUGCGAGCUGAGCAGAGAGGCUAGCGAGGCACCAUCAUCGCCAGGAUCCCAGAGGGGAAAGAAGAGAUCCGGGAAAUGGUUUGAUACAUCCUGCGUCUUUUUCACAAAGGAAGGGCAUCGAGCCCUGCAAUGCCCUAAAUUCCUAAAGGACAAGGCUGAAGGGAAGGUCACAGAGGAGGGUGGCAGGAUGUAUGACAGACAGGGUAGGAUAGUAGAGAGAUCUGCAGAUGGGGGUAGGGCUCAACUAUAUAGGCAAAACCAGGAGGAGAUGAGUGAGUAGGACUGGGUUACCUAUAUGGUUGGUAUGUUGUGUGUAGGACUAGAGUUAGGACCAGAUGACGUCCUCUAGACU